Molecule: messenger RNA, 1860 nt
Organism: Arabidopsis thaliana (thale cress)
Lineage: Eukaryota; Viridiplantae; Streptophyta; Magnoliopsida; Brassicales; Brassicaceae
Gene: ARI3
Product: RING/U-box superfamily protein
Exons: 1
Coding region: 99-1712 (537 amino acids)
Biological process (GO): protein ubiquitination
Molecular function (GO): zinc ion binding; ubiquitin protein ligase activity; ubiquitin-protein transferase activity
Source: RefSeq, marked reviewed
CUCGCCAACAUAUCUAUGCGACUUUUCUUCUUCACUCUUUCCCUUGUUUUGGCUGUUGAUAAUCGUCUCCUCUGACGAUUAUCAAAAUUUGUUGAUCGAUGGAUGACGACUAUAUGAUGUUAGAUGAUGAUUACGGCGAGGAAGAGGAUGAGAAUUACUCGGAAGAUGAUAAUUACAGCGAGGCAGAAGUCGAUUUGCAACCCGUGACCUCGACAAAAUCUACUAGCCAGGUGAUAAAAAAGGAAUCUCUAGUAGCAGCACAAAAAGAAAUUCUGGUUAGGGUUAUGGAAUUGUUAUCGGUUAAGGAGAACCAAGCUAGGACUCUUCUUAUUUAUUACCAAUGGAACGUUGAGAAGUUGUUCUCUGUGUUUGCUGAUCAAGGCAAAGAUCGUAUGUUUUCUUGUGCUGGUCUUACUGUUUUUGUUCCUUCUUUAGUUACUUCGAAGAAGACUAUGAAAUGUGAUGUCUGCAUGGAAGAUGAUUUACCAAGUAAUGUGAUGACGAGAAUGGAAUGUGGUCAUAGGUUUUGCAAUGAUUGUUGGAUAGGGCAUUUUACUGUGAAGAUUAAUGAAGGUGAAAGCAAGAGGAUUCUAUGUAUGGCUCAUGAAUGCAAAGCGAUUUGCGAUGAAGAUGUUGUUAGGAAGCUAGUUAGUCCUGAAUUAGCUGACAGGUAUGAUCGUUUCCUUAUUGAAUCUUAUGUGGAAGAUAACAAUAUGGUGAAGUGGUGUCCAAGUAAACCGCAUUGCGGGAGUGCGAUACGGAAAAUCGAAGAUGGUCAUGACGUCGUUGAGGUUGGAUGUUCAUGUGGACUUCAGUUCUGUUUCAGUUGUUUGAGUGAGUCUCACUCUCCUUGCUCUUGUUUGAUGUGGAAGCUAUGGAAAAAGAAGUGUGAAGACGAGUCUGAGACGGUUAAUUGGAUAACCGUUAACACAAAGCUGUGUCCCAAAUGUAGCAAACCUAUUCAAAAGAGAGACGGUUGCAAUCUCAUGACUUGUAAGUGUGGGCAGCAUUUUUGCUGGCUGUGUGGUCAAGCUACUGGAAGAGAUCAUACUUAUACUAGUAUUGCCGGUCAUAGUUGUGGUCGGUACAAAGAUGAAAAAGUGAGGCAAUUGGAGAGAGCUCAAAGGGAUUUAGACAGGUAUACACAUUACCAUUACCGCUACAAAGCACAUAUCGAUUCAUUAAAGCUAGAGGAUAAACUUAGGAAGAGUAUCCUUGAGAAGGCAGUAUCAAAUUCUGAAACCAAGGAUCAAAAGGUGUUUAAAGAAUACAGCUGGGUUACAGAUGCAGUCAACCGGUUAUUCAUAUCGCGGCGGAUUCUUUCGCAAUCGUAUCCUUUCGCGUUCUAUAUGUUCGGUGAAGAGCUGUUCAAAGAUGAGAUGAGUGAAAAAGAGAGAGAGAUAAAGAAGAAUCUGUUUGAAGAUCAGCAGCAGCAACUUGAAGGUAAUGUUGAGAAACUUUCCAAGAUUUUAGAAGAGCCUUUUGAUGAGUAUGAUCAUGAAAAAGUUGUGGAGAUGAUGAGACACCUCACCAAUUUGACUGCUGUGGUUGAUAACCUCUGCAAGGAAAUGUAUGAGUGCAUUGAGAAUGAGUUAUUAGGUCCAAUACAAUUUGGAAACCACAACAUUGCACCUUACAGAUCAAAGGGAAUAGAACAAGCAACUGAGUUUUGUGCUGAAUCUUCUGAUUGUGGUUCAAGCGGAUCUUCGUAGAAUAAGAAGUUACUUCAAUUAUCUUUGUUUAACUAUCUUUUUUAUUUCAUAGACAUAUGAUGCAGCGUAGAAUAGAAAUGGUUCUUGGUUGUUAUGGUUGGUUCUUGGUUGUCUAUUCUUAAUGCGAAUUGUUUUCUGAUUAGUUCAU